AUGGGCCAGACCAUAUCACAGAUCUUUGGGGGCGUAGACCCCUGGUAUGUACCAUCGGAGAAGUUGGAGGAGUUGGAGAGUUGGUUCACAGAAUCAUAUGAUGAGCGAACUCAGAGACUGGUUGUGCGUAUUAGCCAGAUCAGGUGGAGGGCAAUACCGGCGAAUCCUACUAUGGCUAUUGUGCCAAUUGAGUUUCUUCAGGCAUUUGAAAGCUCACUGGACACUGCUCUUGACGAGUGCCUGGGCGAUGAGUGGAAAACCGAAUGGUGGAUACAUCGUAUCUGGAACCUACUUGAGUGGGCCGUUGAGGACUCGGAUUACAGAAAUGUGUCGGCAUCCACCUUGGAGCAUUUUCAGAAACUGGUUGAUAUGAGAGUCGAAGAAAGAAGCACAGAGCCCCAAAUAGUGUUUCGGCUAUACGUUGAUAGACUGAGAGCUAUGUUCUAUGCGCCGGAUUUCGGACUUUCUGAAUGGUUCAUGUAUACAUUUGCAAGCUGGCUUCGUUGCCAAAACUUGCCACCCAUGCCAGCAUAUCUAGAAUACAUGGACCCUCCGUUCGAGUGGGCUCCAAUCGAGAAUCCGGAAAAUGCAAUCGAGCGUUCAAUUGCUAACCUGACUCGUAGGCCCAUUGAAAACCUACUCGAACCUGGGGAGGUAGGGGAGUGUGGUAUUUGCCGACAAGAAGUACAAGCUGGUACGGACGUUACUGUUCUAGAGCCAUUCUGUUCUCAUUGGUUUCAUACCGGAUGCAUUCAUUGCGUGUUGAGAAUGAAUGCGGGAGGAAAGCAUUGCCCGGCUUGCCGUGCUCACAUUGUUCUUGAGGAGCAGUAA
Penicillium cosmopolitanum is the source of this 831-nucleotide messenger RNA. RefSeq names its product RING finger protein. Bases 1 to 831 code for a protein of 276 amino acids. NCBI's taxonomy places the organism in Eukaryota, Fungi, Ascomycota, Eurotiomycetes, Eurotiales, Aspergillaceae. The record is from RefSeq and is a predicted model, not a curated record. The transcript has a single exon.